AUGGGCACAAGACAAAAGGGCAUAUUAAAGGACUGGAAGCCGAGACCCAUCAAGGGCUGUAGGGCUAAAGAAGAAGAAGAAGAAUUAGAAGAAGAAGAAUUAGAAGAUGAGGAAGAAGAAUUAGAAGAAGAAGAGGAAGUUGAAGAAACACGCAAACAAAGAGUAAAUAAAGACAUUAAAAAAUAUUUAUUCGAGUACGAAAAAAAAACAAGUUCUAGGGGCAUAUUAAAGGACUGGAAGCCGAGACCCAUCAAGGGCUGUAGGGCUAAAGAAGAAGAAGAAGAAUUAGAAGAAGAAGAAGAAGAAGAAAAAUUAGAAGAUGAGGAAGAAGAAUUAGAAGAAGAAGAGGAAGUUGAAGAAACACGCAAACAAUGAGUAAAUAAAGGCAUUAAAAAAUAUUUAUUCGAGUACGAAAAUAACCAAGUUCUAGGGGCAUAUUAAAGGACUGGAAGCCGAGACCCAUCAAGGGCUGUAGGGCUAAAGAAGAAGAAGAAGAAUUAGAAGAAGAAGAAGAAGAAGAAGAAGAAGAAUUAGAGGAUGGGGAAGAAAGAAGAAGAAGAGGAAGUUGAAGAAACACGCAAACAAAGAGUAAAUAAAGACAUUAAAAA
Molecule: messenger RNA, 608 nt
Organism: Schistocerca nitens (vagrant locust)
Lineage: Eukaryota; Metazoa; Arthropoda; Insecta; Orthoptera; Acrididae
Product: cilia- and flagella-associated protein 251-like
Exons: 3
Coding region: 1-375 (124 amino acids)
Source: RefSeq, a predicted model, not a curated record